AUGGGUAAUACAACAUCGGAAGUCGCUUCUGGCGUUAAAGCUCAAAUAAAUUCAGGUGGACAAGGACCUGAACUUUAUCGUUUUGUUGAUAUGACAGGUGGUGGUGAAUUCAUUGAAGUCAUGCGUGUUGCUAAUCGUACAAAAGAUUAUACCCACAUUGAUGCACUUAUACGUGAACAUAUUCCAAGAUUUCUUUAUAAUGAUGGCGAAGGAAAAUUGGUAACGAUUAGUGAAAUUGUUCGACGACGAAAUAAUACAUUUACGAAAGUUAAAAAUAUUGUUACAACGGCUAAACCACUCGAAGAAGAACAAGCAAACGGAGAAGAAACAAAACAUGUUUGUUGGGAUCUUGAUCAACGUGGUGGUGUUGGUGAACAAAUACUUCAUGUAUGUUUUCUAUCAUCAAGUCCUGUUCAUACAGCUUUAGCUAAAAGACUUUUAAGACAUUAUCCAAAAAUGAUUGAUGAUUUAUAUAUGGGUGAUGAAUAUUAUGGUGAAAAUGUUCUUCAUAUUGCUAUUGUAAAUGAAGAACCAGCAACAGUUAAAUUUUUACUGGACGCUGGUGUUGAUUUUACACAACGUUGUUGUGGAAAAUUUUUCUCACCAGAAGAUCAAAAAUCGAGUCGAGUGGAUAAUGUAACAAAAGAAUGUCCUGAUGUAAGUGUAGCAACAGAUUAUGUAGGUUUUUGUUAUUUUGGUGAAUAUCCACUUUCAUUUGCGGCUGUUCUACAACAAGAAGAAUCUGUUAGAUUAUUAACUGCUAAAGGUGCGGAUACAAAUUGUCAAGAUUCAAAUGGAAAUACUGCUUUACAUAUGUGUGUUAUAUAUAAUCGAAUUCCAAUGGUUGAUUUACUUUGUGAAUUAGGUGCAUCUUUAGAUAUUAAAAAUCGUCAAGGUUUAACACCAUUAACACUUGCUGCUGUUAAAGCUCAUAAAGAUAUGUUUGAUCAUAUUCUACAAAAGACUCGUAUUAUCUAUUGGCAAUAUGGAAAUGUAACUUGUGCUGGUUAUCCAUUAGAUGAUAUUGAUACAAUUGGAAAAGAUGGUUCAUUGAAUGAUACCAGUGCACUUAAUAUUAUUGUACGAGGAGAAUCAGCUGGUCAUUUAGAUAUGAUGGAUGGUUUAAUUGUUCAAUUAUUAAAUGAAAAAUGGCGUACAUUUAUAAAAUUUAAAUUUUUUCAACGUAUGGGUAUAUUUGCACUUUAUUUUGCUAUUUGUUUACUUGCAUUAAUUGUUCGUGGUUAUUAUCGUGUUCCACGAUCAUGUAUUGUUGAUGAAAUAAUUGAUAAAGAAGAAAAUAAAAUAAAAUCUAUAAUAGCUGAUCGUCCUGAAUGUAAAUGUCAUUAUACAAAAUUUUUAUGGUACACACAAUCAUAUGAUAAUACUAAUCAUACAAUCAUAAAUAUGAGUAUGAAAAAUAUUUUUAGAAAACGUCAAUUCGAACCAAUAGCAUUAGCUCUUAAUAUUCUCGAUGGUUUAAGCGUUCUAGGUUCAUUGAUGUAUCUCAUAAUGACUAUGCGUGAAUUUUCUUAUCAACAUUUUAAAUUAGAUUAUUUUAUUUAUGUUAAUGAUCCAACAAGAGUUUUAUUUCUUUUCUCUUGUUUAUUAACAGCAGCAAUGGUACCAGCUAGAUUAACAUGUUCUAUUGCUGUUGAUGAUAUACUUUGUACUUAUGCUAUACUUGCUCGAGCACCAUAUUUUUUCUUUUUUUGUCGCGGAUUUCGUUCAACUGGUCCAUUUGUUGUUAUGAUAUAUACAAUGAUUCGGGGUGAUUUAUUACGUUUUUGUUUAAUAUUUUUUGUAUUUAUGGUUGGAUUUUCUCAAGCAUUACAUGUUCUUUUUGUACGAAUUGAAUGUGAAAAUGAUUUUGCGACAGUUAUAAAAACAUUUUUUCGAAUGUUUUGUGUUACGCUUCAACAAAUUGCUGAUGCAUAUAAAAAUUUUUAUUUACAUCCUAAUACUGGUAUACAAGUUAUUGGAAAAAUUUGUUUUGUAACUUAUCUUGUUACAGCAGCUGUACUUCUUGUUAAUAUGCUUAUCGCUAUGAUGGGUAAUACAUAUGCAAUGGUAAAUGAACGAAAAAAAGAAUGGCUUCGACAAUGGGCAAAAAUAAUGUUAAUUGUUGAACAAUCCGUUUCACGAAAAGAACGUUUAGCUCAACAAUCAAAUUAUUCAAAAAAAAUGCCUGAUGGUUCAAGAAUUUUAGUCACAAGAUUAAUUCAAACUCCUGAUGAACGACUUGCAAUUGAAAAUAUGCGUGUAGAUUAUUAUCAUCAACUUCAAAAACAUUUAGAACCAGAAACUUUAUCAACACAAUCAAAAACAAAAUCAAAUAUAUCUAAUUCACAACAUAAUCCAGCAAUAAAAGGAAAUGAUGUAGCCAAAACAAAACGAGAUUUACUUCGUAAUCAACAAGGACAAGAUAGUUUUAAUUCACUUGAUCUUACUGCACAUUAA
Messenger RNA from Rotaria sordida, 2457 nucleotides. The record is from the annotation of a GenBank genome assembly. NCBI's taxonomy places the organism in Eukaryota, Metazoa, Rotifera, Eurotatoria, Philodinida, Philodinidae.